This is a messenger RNA of Cryptomeria japonica (Japanese cedar), 2310 nucleotides long. RefSeq names its product putative BPI/LBP family protein At1g04970. The record is from RefSeq and is a predicted model, not a curated record. The coding region runs from base 285 to 1763 and encodes 492 amino acids. NCBI's taxonomy places the organism in Eukaryota, Viridiplantae, Streptophyta, Pinopsida, Cupressales, Cupressaceae. The transcript has 6 exons. Gene Ontology annotation, molecular function: lipid binding.
CGACUGAUUUUUUCUGGGCAAGCGCGCCUUUCAUGCAAAUGUGAAAAUAAUAACAGAGGCGUCCAUUGCCAACGUGUUAUGGAGGAGUCUAUUAUCUCCACGCUUGGCAAAAGAAUAUUCCACAAAUACUCUUAUUUCUUUAAAGCCAGGGCAAAUGUUGCCUUCAUCUUUGGCCCAUAUGUUCACAUUUCUUUGCAGCAAAUCCACGCGUUCUUCUUUAAAUCGAUAAAUUAAUUUCCCGUUUCCUCCUGCAGAUCAUGCCUGGUGCCUGAAUAUAAACAGCCAUGGUUUUGCUGAGUAGACAUCUCAAUCUUUUUCUUAUAUUAAUUCCCUUAUUCUUAGGAAUAUCUAAUGGCUGUCAGGGUCUCUCCGAUGCAUAUUCAAAAGGGGCAGAGGAUAGAGGAUUUAUGCAGAUCACCGUCUCUGAAAAGGGCCUAAACUUUGUCAAAACAAUACUCGUCCAACAGGCUCUGCAAUCUUUAGUUCUUUUACAUAUACCUGUUAUAAAAAAAUCGUUCUAUUUUCCAUUAAUUGCCCACUUCAAUGCAGAAGUAUAUAAUUCGUCCAUUGUCAACGUUGAAGUGCCCGUCUCAUCAAUUCAAUUGGGCACGGAAGGAAUCAAUAUUAUAACUUCAGAAGUGGAGGUGAAUUUGACUAUGCAAUGGAAGUAUUAUUAUACAACUUGGUUAGUGCCUGAUCCGGUAUCUGACGAAGGACGAGCGUUUGUGACGAUUGAAGGAAUGGAAGUUGGAAUCACUCUGAAGCUGGAUGAACAAAAUGGAUCUUUAUAUUUGAUUACAAUGGAGUGUGGAACAUACUUGAAGGAUAUCACCAUUGAUUUAGAUGGUGGAGCAUCAUGGUUUUAUCAAGGGUUUGUGGAUGCAUUCGAAGGGGAGAUUAGGGCUGCAGUAGAAAAUGCAGUGACAUCAAAGAUCAAGGAAGGCAUUAUAAAACUUGAUUCCUUGUUGCAGAAUCUUCCUAAGGAAAUAGGAGUUGACGGUAAUGUCGCAAUGAAUUUUACAGUCAUGCAAGCUCCUGAUGUGGGUCCUAAAUCAAUCAGUAUUGGAGUGGAAGGAUUAUUUGUGACAAUGACUCCUGAUUUUCGAGUCCACCGACUUUCCAAUUUGCAACCUGGGAUCUCUUGCAGUGGUUCAUCAAAGAUGUUGGAAAUUGCAUUGAGUGACACUGUGUUGAAUUCAGCUGCUGAAGUGUACACUAAUGAAGGUUUACUGAACUGGUUAGUGGAUAAGUUGCCUGAACAGUCACUUUUGAAUACAGCUAGCUGGAGGUUUAUUAUUCCCAAGCUUUAUAAAAUGUAUCCCAAUGAUGACAUGAAACUAAAUAUUUCAGUAUCUUCACCACCAAUAAUAACCAUUACUUCAGAAGGGGUAGAAGCUGUUGUUAUUGCAGAUAUGAUAAUAGAUGUUAUGGAUGGUGAUGAUACCAUUCCUGUAGCGUGCGUAUCAAUGACAAUUUCUGCUAAUGGAUUAAUGGAUGUUUCUGGGAACAAUAUUAUUGGUGCGGCAAAUUUACAAAACCUCUCCCUUAAGCUAAAGUGGAGCAAUGUUGGUGAUUUUCACAUGCGAUUCAUCCAGGCUGUAGUGCAAACUCUUGUGAAGGAUGUCCUUUUACCCUUGAUAAAUGUACAACUGAAAAAAGGAUUCCCUUUACCCAUCAUUCGAAACUUUAGAGUUCAAAAUGCUGAUGUCAUAUAUGAUGAAUCUCAAUUAGUUGUAUGUACAGAUGUACAGUAUGCUAUUUAAAGAUUCGUCUUACUGUAAAUGAUAUAGUAGAAGUCUCUUUGCACAAUCUGGUUUUAACUAGCAUGUGGAUUUGUUAUUCAUUGCUAUUAUUUAUUAAAGCUACAGCUUCUGUAACAGUGUGUUUAGUCAACUUUGUCAGAGAUUCAUCCACAAAGUUAUCCUUUUACAUUUACUUGUGAAUAAAAAAGAUGUGAAGUAUGCAGGAAGCACGUAUGAUAUUCAUGGAUUUACAUGCUUAGGGGGUAGCCCUUCUUUUGACUGAUUUUCUUUGUACUCUUAUCAAUUAAAAUACCAAGUAUUGAAUUACCAUAUACUGCUGGUUCUUGGAGAGGGUGCCUGUAUUUCAAGCUUACUAGAUUCAAUACAGUGCCAAUUUUGGUGCAUGCAUUCCCUGAUACUGAAUGGGAGUAAUCGACUGCUCAUGAAAGGUUUGAAAAGCUUUGUAGCACCAAAUGAUAAAUUUGGUGGUUACAAGUGAAUAGAGAAAGUAAAUACAAAUUGAAAAGGAAAUAAAAUUUGCUAAAAUGUUACAAAUUUUUUGCUUCAA